This is a messenger RNA of Triticum turgidum subsp. durum (durum wheat), 219 nucleotides long. The record is from the annotation of a GenBank genome assembly. NCBI's taxonomy places the organism in Eukaryota, Viridiplantae, Streptophyta, Magnoliopsida, Poales, Poaceae.
AUGCCGUGGGACAUGAGCAAGAAGUAUUGGCCGGAGGUGGUGGGCUGGCCGGCGACGCAGGCCGUCAUGAAGAUCAACGCCGACAGACCCGACGUGGCGAUCGAGGUGAUCCCCAGUGGCACCACCGUCGCCCCGGGGUACAAUGCCGAGCGCGUCCGCGUCUUCUUUGACGUCGGCAUCGCCAGCGGCAUCGUCGUGUCCACGCCUGCCGUCGGCUAA